AUGAAUUAUGAGUUUAAUAGAUCCUCUUUAGCAGAAAGACGUAUAUUCCUUGCUCAUUAUCAGACAAUCACUUAUUCCCAAACCUCGUGUGGGACUAAUCGUUUUCAUUUACCAUCUCAUGGAAAACCCUUUUCGUUCCGCUUAGCCCUAUCGGGUAUUUUAGUGAUAGGUUCUGUAGGAACUGGACGAUCCUAUUUGGUCAAAUACCUAACGAAAAAUUACGAUUUUCCUUUCAUUAAGGUACGAGGGCUUCUUAUUCCACAAGAACGAAAGCACCUUUUCAUUCUUUCAUAUACUAGGGGUUUUUACUUGGAAAAGACAAUGUUCCAUACUAAAGGAUUCGGGUCCAUAACCACGAGUUCCAGUGCACUAGAUCUUGUAGCACUUAGCAACGAAGCCCUAUCCAUUAGUAUUCCACAUAAGAAAUCCAUUCUAGAAAAAAAUACAAUUAGAUUAGCUCUUCAUAGACAAACUUGGGGUUUGCGAGCCAAGGUAAGAUCGGCUCGGGAUCAUGGGACCCUUUUCUAUCAGAUAGGAGGGGCUCUUGUACAAAUAGACUUACUAAGUAAUAACCCCAUAGAAUCUAUCUAUAUAAAGAUAAAGAGGCAAUCGUGUCAGGAAGCGGGUUUUUCUUUGGCCAAAAGGUACUUCGAACUUGGAACGAGCAUGAAGAGAUUAACGAGACUUCUUUCUCUUUUGAGUUUUUCUGGCGGACCUGCCGCGCAAGAUCUUUGGUCUUCCCCUGGAACCGAUGAAAAAAAGUGGAUCGCUUCUUAUGUACUCGCUCAGAAUGAUUCUUCUCUAUCUAUAGUUCAUGGCCUAUUAGAAGUAGAAGGUGCUCUGGUGCAAUCCUUACCGACAGAAAAAGAUUGCAGUCAGGUUGAUAAUAGUCGAGUGACAUUACUUCGUCGGUCCGAACUAAGGAAUCUGUUAGAAAUGUUUUGA
Messenger RNA from Aegilops tauschii subsp. strangulata, 945 nucleotides. The record is from the annotation of a RefSeq genome assembly. Lineage: Eukaryota; Viridiplantae; Streptophyta; Magnoliopsida; Poales; Poaceae.